AUGGUCCGCAGUGCUCAGGCUAGUGUGUCAAGAAACUCCUGUCACUCUGGUAUCUGGACAGAUCCUCGUGUUGACCUCACCUUCAAAGCGAUCAACUGGGAACUUCUGGCAGACGUCGUAUGUCAACACUAUGAAGUACAAGAAGCAAACUGGGGUGAACGAAAAUCUGGCGGAUACAAUCUCGUUCGAUUCUUGCACUUGGAAGAUAAAAACAAGACCACUGCCGUCGUUCGAGUACCGCUCCACCCGGAAGAUGGCAUGACUCCGGAACGGGCACAGCUUAACGGCCAACGAAUCGCGAGUGAAGUUGCAACAAUGCAAUACAUCGAAGAGUUCACCACUAUUCCUGUGCCACAUGUCAUUCUUCAUAGCUCUGCUGCGGAUGGUGAGGGCGUGGGGUCAUCUUACAUUGUUAUGACCAAAGUGGAAGGUACUCUGCUCGCUGUAGAGUGGGACAAAAUGCCGGACGAUAAGCGGGAGAUUGUACUCCGACAGGUCGCGGACAUCUUGCUAGAGCUUGCAUCGCAUCGUUUCGAUAAAAUUGGUGCGCUCGUCAAAGGCGAAGGUGAGGGACGCGAUGCAUGGAAAAUCGAACCACUUUCCUGUGUUUGCGACCCCGACGGCGAGGAUUACGAUCCCAAUGCAUCAGAAAAGACGUAUUCUAGCGGAACAGACUACUGGAUCUCAAAAUGCAACGACAAGCUCAAGAAUAUUCAUGAAAACGACUUCGGGAGUGAAAACAAACUAUACAACUAUUCGUUUAUUUGGUUCUUGAGGUCGUUGAUUCCUGCGUUAUAUGAUGCCACUCUUGAUGAGUCCGGGUUCCCGUUGAUGCCCUCCGACUUUCACUCGCAAAACAUCAUGGUUAUGGAUGUCGAAACCUCACCACGGAUCACAGGCGUCAUUGAUUGGGAAUUCUGUUCCACAGCUUGCACAUCGUCCUUUGCGCAGUACCCUUUCUUCAUUGUUGAUCACCCCGCAUGGCGGGAUGAUCAUCCACAGAAACCUCGGAACGUCCGGGAUCAAGCCGCAUUCAAUAAAAUUAUCCUUGAAGCCGAGAAGAAGAGGGAUCCGAAUGGCGACCAGCCUCUCUCGCGAGCAUUUGCAAACUGCCAAGGCGUUUACCUCUUUGAGCAAUGCAUGUCGUCAAACUUAAUGUUCAACACGCUUUAUCCUCAGCUAUACUCGUACGUAUUCGGAGAUGAAGACGGGUUCUCGACGGACUAUUACUGGGCACUGUGCGAGCAUGGUAUUCUCCGAAGGGAAAUUAAACGAUUCGAAAAUGAAGUAGAGGUAUGGAAGGAGGCUAAGGAGGUCUUACGCGACGAGAUUGGCGAACAGAUAUUCACGAGAACCGAGUUUAGAAAGUUCGCACGGCAACACGAGGCUCGCUUUCCUGAUGGCGGAAAAGUGCAAGAGUGGCUUAAGACAGCAGUAUAAU
Molecule: messenger RNA, 1441 nt
Organism: Fomitiporia mediterranea MF3/22
Lineage: Eukaryota; Fungi; Basidiomycota; Agaricomycetes; Hymenochaetales; Hymenochaetaceae
Exons: 1
Coding region: 1-1440 (479 amino acids)
Source: RefSeq, a predicted model, not a curated record